Cheilinus undulatus (humphead wrasse) is the source of this 2340-nucleotide messenger RNA. RefSeq names its product caspase 10, apoptosis-related cysteine peptidase (gene casp10). Lineage: Eukaryota; Metazoa; Chordata; Actinopteri; Labriformes; Labridae. Bases 218 to 1816 code for a protein of 532 amino acids. Gene Ontology annotation, molecular function: cysteine-type endopeptidase activity; protein binding. The record is from RefSeq and is a predicted model, not a curated record. The transcript is spliced from 11 exons. Gene Ontology annotation, biological process: proteolysis; negative regulation of extrinsic apoptotic signaling pathway via death domain receptors.
CUGGUUCCCAGGCCGAGCGUGAACGUCUUUACUUUCAAUUUCCACUUCCGUAUUCAAAGGCGUCUUCGACAAAUACACUGCGAAGUCAAAGCUGCGUAGAAAAAAAGAAAAUUAUCGGUUUUCAUAACCAACCUACAGCUCUUCGACUAUGCUGAAGUCUACCUGAGACUACAUCCUGCUCGGCUCACCGCUGGAAACUCUUUUUACAGAGGACAAAAUGGUCUUCCAGAAGCAGCUGUUAGACGCAGGGAGGGCCCUAUCCAGGGAUGAGGUGAAAGCUUUAGCAUUUCUUUGCUCUGACCUUCUUGGUCGAAACACUUCGUCAGUGGAGUCAGCCACAGAUCUCUUCACUCGCCUUAAGGACCAGGACUUCCUCUCUGAUGAGCAACCACACCUGCUGACUGAGCUUCUCCUCAUCAUUCAACGCACACGACUGAUCAGAGAACUCGGGCUCCCUGACCGAACUCCUACAACCAGAAACCUCAUCUCUCCAUACAGGAAGCUGCUCUACGAACUGUCAGAAGAUCUAACUGACGAAAACUUGAAAGAAAUUAAAUUCUUGUUGAACGGGAAGCUGCCGCGUAGAAAACUGGAGGAAAAUGUUACUACACUGGAGGUCUUCUUGGAGAUGGAGCAAAUGGACCUGAUAAACAACACUGACCUAAAGUCACUUGAGUUGUUACUUCAGUUCUGCUGUCCUGUUCUGACAGAAAAGAUCAACAGGUUUAAAGAGCAGCAGGCAGUACCUCACAGUGGCCUUAUAGCACAAGAGACAGGCCGUCCCAGAUCCAUGACCUACCCUCUGGAGCCAAACAACAAUCAGUCCACCAUGAGUUCUUUUACCACUUCCAUGGAUUUUACAAAUGUGGCUCAUGGUGGAGAUAACUUGGAGGACCUGUCACAUGAAAUGAGUGGUUUGAGCACCAGAACAGGCAGCUGCUCUUCUAUGACUGUGAGAACUGAUGCCUUAGCAAUAUCACAGUCAGAGUUGAAUGUGAGCUCCUCUGAAAAGCAGGUUGCUCCAACUACAAACACAAACACUGAGGAAUUGGGGUCAUAUCCCAUGAAUGCUGAAAAAAGAGGUUUCUGUCUGAUCAUAAACAACCACGACUUCAGCAAAUCCAAACAGUAUCUCCAGAGGCGAGAAGGGACCAUGGUGGAUGAAGAGCGUCUCAUCAAAGUCUUUGAGUGGCUCCAGUUUGAUACAGAGAUUAAAAGGGACUGUAAGAGAGAGGACAUGCUGUCUGCGCUUCAUGAGCUCAGCAGAAGAGACCACAGCAAUGUGGACUGUCUGGUGUGCUGCAUCCUCAGCCAUGGCGAGCUGGAAGGUGUGUUCGGUGUGGAUGGAGUCACUGUCAGCCUGAAGGAGCUGAGGGAGCCAUUCAAUGGGUUAAUGUGUCCAUCUCUAGCAGAUAAACCAAAGCUGUUUUUCAUCCAGGCCUGCCAGGGCAACGACUUGCAGAAGCCUGUUGACCUUGAGUCUGAUGGUCCCUCAAGCAGGCAUGUUGUUAGUGAUGCUGUCAAAUACUCCAUCCCAUCUGAUGCAGAUUUCCUGCUGGCGAUGUCCACCGUGCCUUCGUUUGUGUCUUUUAGAGAAAGGGUCAACGGAACGUGGUUCAUUCAGACUUUGUGCCAAAACCUCGUCCAGAUGGUGCCAAGGGGAGCUGACCUUGUGUCCAUAUUGACAAAAGUGAAUGGAGAUGUGAGCAAAAAGACUGACAUCACGGGCCAGAAAAAACAGAUGCCUCAACCAGCCUUCACACUCAGGAAGAAGGUAGUCUUUCCAAAACCCAGCAUCCCUCCUCCAGCCCUCUGACACGGACUGACGCCAGUGGGAUCAACUCAUGCAACAAAUCAUGUCUACUGUGUUUUUUUUACUUUCCCUGUUUACAACCUCAAAUCUGCUGUGCACAAAUUAAAUCUUAUUUUUAUAGCAAUAACUGAGACAGUUUGAUUCACUUAUGAUAAUCAGUGAUGUGGUAAGAAGCUCUGAAACAACUCAAGUGAAAUUAUUUUAGCAUAACAUGUUAUUUGUUUAAGAUUAUGAUACGGAAAAAGUACACACAAGAUCCAAUGGUCACUUUGUUUACAACCUAACAAAAGUAUUAAUUUAAAAUGAUUUUAAAUUGUUAACCAUGAUGUAUUUUGUAUGAAAAAUUAAAUGAAAAAUUUAAUUUCACUUGAACUCUGUAAAACCUGGAUGUUUGACAGAAGCAAUAACAAAAAUGCCAUUGUUAAGCAAAAACACCAAAUGUGAAUGUGUUAUUUUGUUCUUUGCUAUAAACAUUUAAUGCACAUCAAUUUUCUGACAUAUAACAAUAAAUUUUGUCCGCCUUGUUA